AUGAAGAUAAAGAACAAAGGCAAAGUGCACCCAUCUCCUUCUUCUUCCUCCUCCUCCUCAUCCAACUCUGAUGGGUUUGUUCUCUCUGUGCUUCAGCUCCUCCCAGCUGCCAUUUUAGCUCUGGCCUCGGCCCUCUCCCUCGAGGACCGCGAGGUCUUGGCUUACUUGAUAACCCGGUCCAUGAAAACCACCCCCAAUAUUUCUUCGAUCCCGGCCCAAGACCCCAAGAAGAAAUCUUCCAAGAAAGGUCCCAAGUCCACCAGCGCCAGCACCCACCAGCCCCCAAUGUUCGAUUGCGACUGCUUCGACUGCUACAGAAGCUACUGGUUCAAAUGGGACUCUUCCCCCAACCGCGAGCUCAUCCACCAAGCCAUCGAAGCCUUCGAAGAUCACCUGGCCAACGGCGAGAAGACCAAGAAGAACAGCGGCAGAGGCAAGAGAAGAGACAAGUUGAGCCGUCGCGAGGCCCCGAAACCAGUCGAUGUUGCUGCCCAAGAUUCUAUCUUUCUGGAAGAGAACGCUCAAGUUUCACAUGAGCUUGCCGUUGAAAGCUCUGCUUCUGCUCUGUUGCCGGAAAACGACGUGGUUUUGGUGGGUUCGAAUGAGAAAGCGGAUGGGGUCGAAGAAAAUGAGGGGAAAGUGGAAGACUUGGGUGCGGAGGUUAACUUAGAGCCUCCGGGGACGGCGGAUGACGUGGCGAUGAUUGCACAGACGGCGUCGGCGAGCAACCACAGGGGAUUGGCUAGGAAAGUGCUGCCGGACGUGUUGGGCCUGUUUAAUUCUCGUUUGUGGAACCUUUGGAGUCCGAAUGUCUAG
This is a messenger RNA of Prunus armeniaca (apricot), 816 nucleotides long. The record is from the annotation of a GenBank genome assembly. NCBI's taxonomy places the organism in Eukaryota, Viridiplantae, Streptophyta, Magnoliopsida, Rosales, Rosaceae.